Molecule: messenger RNA, 3800 nt
Organism: Phyllopteryx taeniolatus (common seadragon)
Lineage: Eukaryota; Metazoa; Chordata; Actinopteri; Syngnathiformes; Syngnathidae
Gene: wdr25
Product: WD repeat domain 25
Exons: 7
Coding region: 362-1636 (424 amino acids)
Molecular function (GO): protein binding
Source: RefSeq, a predicted model, not a curated record
AAGUAUAUUUUCCGGCGGAAACAGUCGACCUGUAUUUUCAAACGAAAACUAUGGUUAAACAUCGACUAUUUUUCUUUAAACAUUACACGUUAGACGUUUAAAUGUUUGGACUCAUUUCGAGGUUAGAACACGGUCAUUUUUGUGUCUUAUUUGAGUGUGCAAGCUAGCGUUACUACGACAAGCCAACAAGCGAAUUUGGGACCCCCAGCGUUACAAAUACGGUAGCUUUGGCUAGCUAGUUUGUUUCAAGUACGUUAUUUGAAGCUCCUGUCUUUCUGGAUAUUAGGACAUGCUGAGCCACAGUUUUUGAAUUACAAGGAUGUCAUCCUUUGAACGUUGUUGAACCCAGUGUUUCUUGACGAUGACCACAUUAGUGGCUUAUGAGGAUUCUGAGUCUGAGGAUGAAUGUCUGGACCAGAAAAAAGGAGCUGGCUCACAACACGAAGGGAGGGAAUGUCAUUUAUUGGCAUCGAGGCCUGAUAGUACAAUGUUGGAAUGCCACCUGAAUGUCUUCGGAAAAGACAGUUCCUCUUCACAAAAGCAGAGCUCUUCCCUUGGUACACCUGCUAUUCUUCAGAAAAAGGCUAUCCUGCUUCCAUACAUCGCACCAAGUGUCUCUGAUAAGCCCAAAAGACCCUGCACUGUCCCGCCCGGUGUCCGACCCUACAUUCCCAAGAGGCAAAGACUUGUUACUUCUUCCAUAGAAAAAGAGGACAACCUAACAGGGGGAGUUCACUACAGAGAUUUCCAAAUUCUCUCAGCAGUGUCUCAGAAAAUUAAGCUGCAUCUUGCUCAUAUGCCUGCUCCUGCUGCUGCUGCUGCUGCUGGGAUACCCAAGAAGCUUCUGCUGAGCCUUCAAGGCCACCACGGCCCAGUCAACACAGUGCAAUGGUGUCCAGUUCCUCAAAGAAGUCAUCUCCUGCUGUCUGCCUCCAUGGACAAGACCUUUAAGGUGUGGGACGGAGCCGAGAGUGGACGAUGCCUGAAGGUUUACACCUGCCACUCAGGAGCUGUGCGAGAUGCACGAUGGAGUCCCUGCGGGCGCCAGCUUCUCACUGGCUCGUUUGACAACACAGCAGUGGUUACCGACGUGGAGACUGGCCAUCCCAUCGUCAAAGCGGAUAACCAGUUCAAGUUGAUGUGUGUGGUCUUGCAUCCCUCAAACCCUGAGGUGUUCCUGUGCGGAGGUUACAGUUCAGUGGUCAAUGCCUGGGACUCUCGCUGCUGCAAGGUGGUCAAAGUGUACAAAGCAGCAAUCCAGCAGACGUUAGAUAUUCUCUUUCUGAGAGGCGGCCUCGAUGUCAUCACAAGCUCCGACUGUGUCAGCAGAGACUCUGCGGACCGCACGCUGAUUGCCUGGGAUUUCCACACCACUGCCAAGGUCUCCAACCAGAUCUACCAUGAGCGCUACACAUGCCCCAGCCUGGCUCUCCACCCACAGGGGGAUUCCUUUGUAGCCCAGACCAACGGCGACUACGUGGCCGUGUUCUCCUCCCAGCGUCCCUAUAGGAUGAACAAGAGGCGACGUUUCGAAGGACACAAGUUUGUCGUUCAAGAGACGUGGAGUUUGUCGGUUCUCUCCAUGCUCCUGUGGGCCUCCUACCUAUUCCGAAAACAUUCAUGUUCAAUUCACUGAAGUCUAAAUUGUCCUUUGGUGUGAAUUUGAGUGUGAUUGGCUGGCGACCAGUCCAGGGUGUACCCCGCCUCUUGCCCAAAGUCAGCUGGGAUAGCCCUCCGGCUCACCCAUAGCCCUAAUGAAGACAAGUGCUACUGCAUAAAAAAUGGAUGGAUGGAUGGGUAGAUGUAUGAGGUGAGCAAAAGCACAAGGCUCUUUUACACAAAUGUCAAAAUUGCCAUAUCAGAGCUGUAACAGAUGAACAGAUUUGUUCACCCUAUACCUUUUAAACAGAACCAAGUGAAGCAGAAUUUUACCGCAAAUGCUUUCACACAGCGGCAGAACAUCCCACACGUCAUAUAAUGUGAUGUGUGACAACGUCGGGGUCAAAUGUGAAAUAAAAUUGUUGUCUCACAGCGACAUUUGAAAGAAGCACGUGCCAGCUUCACAGUCCUGUCCCAGUGUUUCGGAAUUCCCUUAUACACACACUGCUCUGACAACACCACCUAUGGCUUGUAUAAAAGGGCCUAUAUACAAGGAUGAAAUACAGUGUGGUCAUCUAAAAGCAUGCAUCUUUCUUUCUAGUAGAGGUGCAACAAUUAAUUGAUUAUCAAAUUAAUUGCUAACGAUACAUCGUGCUUUAUUUAAGUGAAUGUUUUUUUAUGGGUUUUUACAACUGGGAGUGGCAUUAAACAGCUUGAAGCCUCUCUUUUGAUUAAUUAACUAUUUGCCAAACUGCUGCUUAUUGUGAAGUGAAUUAAAGUGAGUUUACUGGCACCAUACAGUGCUCAUAUCUCAUGUUUGCACUUGCAAGUCAAAGCAAAAAAAUCAGCCGAAUGACGGCUAGUAUCUCGAAAAACUCCCAAGUCAGGUCACUUUUAACCUGGAAACUGGCAGGUCACUGUGCACCUGGAUACUGGACUUCCUCAACAACAGACCCUAGAAUGUCAGGAUGGGAAACGGCACCUGCUCCACUCUCAUCCUGAACACAGGGACACCUCAGGGGGGUGUCCUGAGCCCCCCUACUUUACUCCCAAUUUACAUAUGAGUGCUCUCCCCUUCAUCCCAAUAACACCAUUGUCAAAUUUGCUGAUGACACCACACUUGUUGGACUGAUCAAGGAGAACGAUGAGUCGGCUUAUAGGGAGGAGGUCCGGCAUCUCAGGCGUUUGUGGGAAAUCAACAACUUUAAUACAGUCAAGAUCAAGGAAAUGAUCAUGGACCUCCGGAAAUCCAAGAGGAUUGAGCAUACCGCCCUCUUUAUUGAUGAAGAUGACAUAGAGAGUGUGGAAAGCUUCAAGUGUCUCGGAGUCCACAUCUAGGCAGACCUCACCUGGUCCACCACCAUCUCCCAUCAGGUAAAGAGAAAGCACAUCAAAGACUUUACUUCCUCAGGAAACUACACCAAGCUCAGCUCCUCCAGCACCAGGUGAUGCACUUAUAUAGAUCCACCAUGGAGAGACUCGUGACCGACUGCUGCACAAGUUGAUUCAGCAGCUAUACAGCAAAGGACAGGAGAGACCUGCAUUGAGUGGUGAAAACAGCAGAGUGGGUGAUUGGCUGCACGCUACCCAUCCUCAGGGACACCUACAAUGGCAGACUACUAAGGAAAGCCACUGGAAUCAUAAAAGACCUCUGGGAUACCAGACACUCACUUUUCUCCCCUUUUCUCGCUGGAAAACGUCACAGGACAUUGAGGUCUAGAAUCACAAGCCUCACAAACAGCUUCUACCACAAAGCUGUGACUGCAUCUGCACUCAACCCCCUCAGUAAGAACCAAUGACUACCUCCCUCCUUCCUUUUUACACAUAAGUGCAAUAACAUGAAAAAGAACUGGGCAAUACUAUCUGGAAAAAAGUAUGCAAUAUUGAAACGUAAAUAAUUGCAUAACUACAGAUACAGUAAUGUGGUCAUUCUCCCAAAUUUGAACUAUUAUUUGUUCUGUAAAUAAGUGUCGUUUGAUAAUUAUGUGCUUAUAUUUCUUUUUUUGUUUUUUACCUCAACGCUCCAAAUUGUGAAAUCUCUUAACAGAUUUUUAUUGUUCCUGUGACAGUGACAAUAAAGUUCUAUUCUAUUCUCAGGCACCACUGUGUUCAAGUUCAUAUUGGAUCUCACGAUACCCAAUAAAGUGUUCAGUGUCCAUUUUAAAAUGUAGCCCAGCAUGGACAAAAUGAGGAAACAUAAC